GCCAUAAGCUCUGACUCGACUAGUAGUGUUCGAGUAAAGAGCCUUCACAAGGUUUAUGUACUUCUGGGGUACGCCUUUCAAUGACAGACACUGCCACAGAAUCUCGCGGUCUACCGAGUCAAACGCUGCUUUUAAGUCAAGAAAGACCACCAUUGUCGGACGCCGAUAGGUAUGCCUGUGUUCUAGAACCUGACGAAUGGUGAAUAUGUGGUCGAUGCAGCCACGACCAGGUCUAAAGCCAGCUUGGUUCUCUCGUGUUUGUAGUUCACGAGUCUUAGUUAGGCGUCUGAUAAUUAUCGAGGCCAGUAUUUUAGAUACUAUGUUUGUUAAACUAAUCCCUCUGUGGUUGUCACAGGAUGAUUUUGACCCUUUCUUAUAUAUUGGGACGAUGAGUGAUUGCGACCAGUCAGAUGGGAUAAAGUCUAAUUCCCAGAUCUUAGCUAAAAUAUUAGUCAACCUAAUCGCUAAAAUUGGACCACCAUCCUUAAAGACCUCUGGGGCCAAUCCAUCUGGACCAGCUGCCCUUCCUCGUUUCAGAUUAACUAUAGCCUUUUGAACUUCAGCAAGAGUUGGGGGACCUACUUCAAUGUUCCAUUCACAUUGUCUGGGAAUGGAGGGUAGUUGUCGAGUAGCUGAAGGCC
Schistosoma guineensis is the source of this 641-nucleotide messenger RNA. Lineage: Eukaryota; Metazoa; Platyhelminthes; Trematoda; Strigeidida; Schistosomatidae. The record is from the annotation of a GenBank genome assembly.